GACUGAAGUGCUGUUCUAGUGUGUAUCCUUGUUGUAGUCAGCAGACUAAACCAUGCCAGCUUUAUCAACUGGAUCUGGAGGAGACACAGGGGUCUUGUGAAACCACUUCCAUGAGCAACAUACCGGUCUGUCAUCUUGGAGCAAUGCAUUCCUCCUUUUCAGAAGUCUUCCAAAGGCAGUUAGAUCAAGCAUUGUUAGGAAUGUUGGAAUGAUCUAAAACUAAAUCUUGGUUCUAAACGAGGAACAGAGAAAUUCUGUAAUAUGACACUAGUUCUGUCACUUAGAUUUUGAUUGAUGAUUGAAGCAAGGUUUGUAUGAGCUGCUGGCUUCAUUGCCAGCCCAGCUGCAGCCACAUGUGGAUAGUCAGGAAGACCUGACCUUCCUCUGGGAUAUGUUUGGUGAAAAAAGCCUUCAUUCGCUGGUAAAGAUUCAUGAGAAAUUGAAUUACUAUGAAAAACAGAGUCCUGUGCCUAUGUUGCAUGGUGCAUCAGCCUUGGCAGAUGACCUGGCUGAGGAGCUGCAGAGCAAACCACUAAACAGUGAGAUCAGAGAACUGUUGAAACUACUGUCAAAACCCAACCUUAAGGCUUUGCUUUCUGUCCAUGACACCGUAGCUCAAAAAAACUAUGAUCCAGUAUUGCCUCCCAUGCCUGAUGAUAUUGAUGAUGAGGAAGACUCUGUGAAAAUAAUUAGACUUGUAAAAAAUAGAGAACCAUUGGGAGCUACUAUUAAAAGGGAUGAACACACUGGAGCUGUUAUUGUGGCUCGGAUAAUGCGUGGGGGAGCUGCUGACAGAAGUGGUCUUAUUCAUGUUGGUGAUGAACUUAAGGAAGUCAAUGGAAUUCCUGUAGAUGACAAAAAACCAGAAGAAAUUAUACGAAUUCUAUCUCAGUCUCAAGGAGCCAUCACAUUUAAAAUUAUACCCAGUGUCAAAGAACAAACCUCAUCUAAAGAGGGCAAGAUCUUCAUGAAAGCUCUAUUUGAUUAUGAUCCCAGUGAGGAUAAAGCUAUUCCCUGCAGAGAAGCUGGACUUCCUUUUAGAAAAGGUGAAAUUCUUCAGAUCAUGAGCCAGGAUGACGCAACCUGGUGGCAAGCCAAGCUUGAAGGUGAUACCAAUCCCAGAGCAGGCUUAAUUCCUUCAAAGCAUUUCCAGGAAAGAAGACUUGCCUUAAGAAGAUCAGAUGUGCAGGUUCAGCCCUUGAAAAUUUCAAAUAGGAAAUCAUCUGAAGAAGCAGUUGAGUGUGAGGAAGCUGAAUGUACUGGUCUCAACAGUGGAGCCCAUAUAGCUUCUUUUAGGAGGAGUUUUCGGCUAAGCAAGAAAGAUAAAAAAACAAACAAAACUAUGUAUGAAUGCAAGAAGAGUGAUCAGUAUGAUACAGCAGAUGUCCCAACCUAUGAAGAGGUAGCAAAGUACAGACGACAACCUCAUGAGAAGUACCGACUUAUUGUCUUGGUUGGUCCUGUGGGUGUAGGAGUGAAUGAACUAAAACGAAAAUUGCUAAUCAGUGAUAGUCAGCAUUAUGGUGUAACAGUCCCACACACAACAAGACCAAGAAGAAGCCAAGAAAGUGAUGGUGUUGAGUACAUUUUUAUUUCCAAGCACUUGUUUGAGACAGAUGUGCAGAAUAACAAGUUUAUUGAAUAUGGAGAAUAUAAAAACAAUUACUAUGGUACCAGCAUAGACUCGGUGAGAUCUGUUUUGGCUAAAAAUAAAGUUUGCUUAUUGGAUGUACAACCUCAUACAGUGAAACAUUUAAGGACACUAGAAUUUAAACCAUUUGUAAUUUUUAUAAAACCUCCAUCAAUACAGCGUUUGCGAGAAACAAGAAAAAAUGCCAAGAUAAUUUCAAGCAAGGAUGAAAAAAGUGCUGCCAAACCUUUUCAAGAAGAAGACUUUCAAGAAAUGAUUAGAUCUGCACAGAUUAUGGAAAGCCAGUACAGCCAUCUUUUUGACAAAGUUAUAGUAAAUGACGAUCUUACUACAGCCUACAACGAGUUGAAAACAACCUUUGACAAAUUGGAGAGAGAAGCAUUUUGGGUUCCAGUCAGUUGGGUGCAUUCAUAACUCUGAAGAAAUAAAUGUUUCAUAAUAUUUUAAUAAGGUACUUAGUUGGGUCUAAAUGGACAUUUUGUUGGUUUGGCAAACUGGUGCAUUUACAGACUUGAUGCAGUGGAAUGUUGAUUUUACUUUCCUGUGUAUAAGCCUUCUUGUUUGGAAAUAGAAUAUUGGAGAUAAAAUAUUACAUUGAAGCCUAAUUUUACCACAUCGAAUUACUGGUGUUUCUCUUUUUAAAAAAAGUAUCUUCCACUAUUAUGAUACCACAUUUUUAGCAAUAAUUUGUAUCUCCUCUGGGAAACUUUCUAUAAACCAUGACAUGAUAAAGGGUGUUCAGCUCUGAGACCAAUUUUUUUAAGUGGUCUCAGAUUUUUGGUACCAGGCCUGGUUAAGAGUUAGCACUUCAAAAAUUUAAACUGGACAAACCAAACAUUUCCUUCACUAGAAUAGAUAUUUUAAAAUUGUACUGCUUCUCGGUCUCUUGACUAAAAUCAAGUGUAGUAAAAUCGUGUUGUGUUUCUUUGUGUCUGAGAAGAUGCCUUCCACAUUCAGAUUGACGGUAUAAUAAAGGUCAAUAACUUUGGUGAGAAAACGUUCUUGAGUAAGCAAUAGUAUUCUACAUCUAAAAUAUUUAUAGAUCACGCUUUAUUAGGAGUAAAAACAGUGUAAGGCUUAAUUUAAACAUCAAGGCUUGGAUUGGCAAGAGUAAUUCUUUUGUAAGUUAUUGAGAUACCAGAGUGUGGAGUACCUUUUGGAACAGAGGCAAUUGUUUAACUGGAUUUUAUUUAACCAAGUGCUUCAUUAUUUUAAUAUAUACGUUUCUAAAACAGCAUUUGCAAAAGCAAUGAAACUAUUUUUAAAUAAAUGUAAUUAAACACUAGGGGUUAUUCUUGUUUUACACUGGUGACAUGCAGGUGACACCUCAUGUUUGUUCUCUCUAAUGAAGAAAGCAAUUUUUUGCUUUCUCUUAAUUUCCUUUUGACAAAAUAUUUAACAAAGUGUGAGUAGAUAAAAAGAAAUACAUGUUUUGUGUAGUCAUUCUAUCUUGUUGAUAGCAUGUGAUGGUGGUGCAUCACAGCUUUGGCAUGCAAACAGGAAGCCCAGAUAUUUUAUGUUAACAUAUAAAAAUGUUAGCUGUCUUAUUUGAAGGCAAAAGAAUUUAGUGAGACUAUAUAUAUUUAUGGAAAGAGGUGAAAAGGGAUAUUAAUUUUCUUGAAUUUCUUGUCAAUGUGAUCAUUUAUUAAACAGAUCUGUAGAUGUCUGUGACUUGAAACAUAGUUUUUAUAAACUCAACAUUCCAUGUAAAUAUUUUAGUUCAGAUAUAGAUAAACCACAAGGUCUUUGCCAAUGUAGUCUAAACAGAUGGUUGCUUUUUUUUUGGUUCACUGCAUUUGUUUUUAACUUGUGUAAAACAAGGGAAGUGCCAACAACCAAAAUGUCUCUUGGAAACAUUUAUAUUUGUUUGUUGCUUCCUGUAACCUGGCACUUGUACAUGCACAGUGUAUAUCUGAAUGUCUCAGGUUGUACUAAUUUUCAGAGAGUUAUCCAUCUAUUAGUCUCUUGCAGCAAAAAAGACUUAAAAUUUUAAUUUUAGUAUGAGAGCUUGUGGUUGAUAGCCUACUUCAGUUGUCCAAAAAAAUCUCACACUAAAAUAUUUAGUGUUUAAGCGCACAAGCUGGGACUUUUUCAGCUUUUACUAGUUUUGAUGGAUUAAACAUGGCUACACUUCAGCAUCAUUUAAUUCUGUUGGAGUCAUGAAAUGAGAAGGCUGAUGAGCUUUAUGAUUACAAUUAAUUAGGAUAGCAAAUA
This is a messenger RNA of Pogona vitticeps (central bearded dragon), 3865 nucleotides long. Lineage: Eukaryota; Metazoa; Chordata; Lepidosauria; Squamata; Agamidae. The record is from RefSeq and is a predicted model, not a curated record.